AUGGUCGGUGAGGUGGUUUUCACGGGCCCAUGCACGCAACCAAUCACCAUCGAGAUUCAGGGCAACAUCACGGCAAGCUCCGACCCGAGCUCCUACUCACAUGGCGCUUGGAUUAUGGUCCAGCAUGCCGAGAACGUCGAGGUCACCGGUGGCGGCACCAUCAACGCCCACGGCAAGGACUUUUGGGGAUUUUCCGAUGGUGACACUAGUGUCCUCCCCGUGUCUUUUGUAUUCCAAGCAGUCUCAAACUGCAAGUUGCACGACCUCAAUUUCGUCGACAGCAUGGGGUUCCACACGAAGGUAACCGACAGUCACGACGUGGCCGUGAACAACUUGAAGAUCACGGCACCCGAGACGAGUCCCAACACGGACGGCCUCCACUUGAGCAACGCCACCAACAUCGACAUCACGGACUCCAUCAUCGGGACCGGAGACGACUGCAUUUCCAUAGGCCAAGGGAGCAAAAAUGUCACCGUUACCGGAGUCACGUGCGGUCCCGGACACGGAAUAAGUGUCGGGAGCCUUGGAAAGCGGCCGAACGAAUUAGAUGUGGCGGGGAUCACCGUAAAGAACUGCACGCUCACGGGCACGACCAAUGGCGCGAGGAUCAAGACAUUCCAUGAUUCCCCACAACUAAGCGCGUCGGGAAUUAUCUACCAAGAUAUCGUGAUGAAUCAAGUCAAGAAUCCAAUCAUCAUCGACCAACACUAUAGCUCCAAGAACAAGCCAAAGCAAUCGAGCGUGAAAAUCAGCGACGUUCACUUCCUAAACAUAAAGGGCACCACAAGUUCGGAAAUUCCGGUAAAUCUCGCCUGCAGCACGAAAUUCCCUUGCGAAAAUAUCGAGCUGGCCGACAUUGACUUGGCGCCCGUGGGCUCGAUUAGCCUCAAAUCGGCUUGCGAGAGUGCCAAAACGUUACUCAAAGGCGUGCAGAACCCCCCGGGGCCCUCAUCUUGUGUAUAG
This is a messenger RNA of Striga hermonthica, 963 nucleotides long. NCBI's taxonomy places the organism in Eukaryota, Viridiplantae, Streptophyta, Magnoliopsida, Lamiales, Orobanchaceae. The record is from the annotation of a GenBank genome assembly.